AUGGAUCAAGCGUCUGCCUCUCAUCAUCGCCAAUCUUUCCGUCGUCUACAGUGGAAAAGGGACUUUGCCAUUCGCCAAGUGACACUUUACCAUGGUCAAGAUAAUCGCCUGAAAUGUUCCCCUGGGGGCUCGAUGAUUGAGGAGUUUCUGACUUGUUACUCACCCGACUUCGUUCCUCCUCGCCGCUACGAGCUUCUAAGACGUUUCUUGGAACGAACCGGAGCUCGCUCGUUUCCCGAGGCAAUUAGAUCGUUUCCUGCUGACACACGCAUACUCGCGAUACUUGAUGAUCGAUGCGAUCCCUGUGUGAGCGUCUCACUUCCGAGCGGCGCGAGGUUUCUGCCUCUCAGGCAGUGGGAAUCGGACGGCUACAUGCAACGUCCUCCAGAGGGGCUGCACAUUCACGUUUACGGCGCGGACGCUGAAACGUUACACGUUAACCUGCAAAAGGACGAUCGAGGGUUCGUGUUGGAGUUCCACCUGCCUUACUACGCCCUACGACCUGAUCGGCCCGAUCUUCGCGAUUCCCGAGGACUGCGCAAACAUCGAUACUUUAGGCCUCCCGGCGAAGAAGAGCAAGAUUGCAUAUAUGAGGCUCAACUCUCGCUGAUAGUGUUUGGGGUCGAUGAUUUCUUCUGGGCGGCUUACUUUUGCGAAGAUACGUACUUUGCCAACCAGGAUCUGGUAGCGAACUGCCUGCAGGAUGAGGUAGAUGGACCUUCGCUUGGUAGGAGAAUGCACAAGUUUCCCAUAUGGGAUCCAAGGUACUACUUUCUGUCGAUUCUUGCAACACGGACGGGUCAGAUCACGUUAGAAUGGACAGUGCUUGUCCAGUCGCUGGAGAACGUCCUGGAUCAGCAUGGGGAAAUAGACCAGGAAAAUCUGAACAUGUUCCUCGAGAACGAUCCAACUUUGAAGAAAACUAAGGAGUAUACGUGGAUACUUUGCACCCUGCGUCGCCUUCGGAAUGGUUUAGCACGAGUUAUAGCCGCGCUGAUUGCAUUCGACAACAACAAUACGGUUUACUUCGAUCUUGACGCGGAUGGCCCUCUACAGGACAAGUUUCGCGGUUGUUUCAGUCAGGUACGCCAACACACCGCCGAGCUCGAGGCCUUGCGGAUGAUACUUGAACAGCGCAUCGAGAUUAUGGAGAAGAUGUCUGGCGUCUUGGUCAAUGCCUCAUCACUCGCAGAAAGUAUCACUGCCACCCGUCAAGGCGACAAUAUCAGACUCCUCACUUAUAUCACCAUUGGCGCAUUCAGCAUGAAUCAAGUCGCCAAUGAGGUUGCCUGGUGGAAAUACUGGGUCUCUGUGAUUCUGGUCCCUUGUCUGAGAAAAUCGACAGCUUGA
Aspergillus thermomutatus is the source of this 1350-nucleotide messenger RNA. RefSeq lists its product as uncharacterized. The transcript is spliced from 6 exons. Lineage: Eukaryota; Fungi; Ascomycota; Eurotiomycetes; Eurotiales; Aspergillaceae. The record is from RefSeq and is a predicted model, not a curated record. Bases 1 to 1350 code for a protein of 449 amino acids.